Homarus americanus (American lobster) is the source of this 950-nucleotide messenger RNA. RefSeq names its product troponin C. Lineage: Eukaryota; Metazoa; Arthropoda; Malacostraca; Decapoda; Nephropidae. Gene Ontology annotation, molecular function: calcium ion binding; enzyme regulator activity. The transcript is spliced from 6 exons. The record is from RefSeq and is a predicted model, not a curated record. The coding region runs from base 82 to 534 and encodes 150 amino acids.
UCCACUAGCUGAGUGUGUCUCAGUAGUGUACACACCCGCUCCGGCUGCUCCCCUCCACUCCUUCCCUCACACUCUGUAGCCAUGGACACACUGGAUGAAGACCAAGUUCAGGCCCUCCAGAAGGCCUUCAACUCCUUCGACACUGAUGAUAAAGGCUUCAUCACACCGGAUACCGUGGGCGUUAUCCUCAGGAUGAUGGGCGUCAAGAUCUCCGAUAGACAUUUACAAGAGGUCAUCUCCGAGACUGACGAGGACGGCUCCGGAGAGAUUGAGUUCGAGGAGUUCGCUGCGCUGGCUGCUAAAUUCCUGAGCGAGGAGGACGAGGAGGCGUUGAAGAAGGAGCUGAAGGAGGCUUUCCGUAUCUAUGACAGAGGCGGUAACGGUUACAUCACUGUCCACACCCUGAAGGAGAUCCUGCGCGAACUCGACAACAAACUGACGGAGGAUAACCUAGAUAGUAUCAUUGAGGAGGUGGACGAGGACGGCUCCGGCACCAUCGACUUUAACGAGUUUAUGAAGAUGAUGAACGGUUAAAGUGAGGUGAAGAAGUCUUUAAUUACCAUGGCUGACAGUCUGCCCUCACCCCCCUCCCCUUCACUCUCUCAUGUUCCAUAUUCUCUCAUUUAUCUCAUUAUUUCUGUAUAUUGGUUGAGGUUUGUGUUGAGAGUUAAUUUGGUUUAGUAGUGUUACGCCUACCUGAAGGAAACCUGAAGAAGACCUGAAGGAAACCUGAAGGAGACCUGAAGGAAACCUGAAGGAGACCUGAGGAAAACCUGAAGAAGAUCUGAAGGAGACCUGAAGGAGACGCACUGGGCCCUAGGUCUUCUUCUCUUACUCGGGGAAAAUAAAAGGAGCAUAUUUUGGUGUCUUCGUCUUUCUGAAGUAUAGAUAAGUUGUUUCUGGUCACACACACACACACACACACACACACACACACACACACACAACAC